AUGGAGCAUAAAGGCGCCGCUGCCCGUCCCAUUCGUCUGGACAUUGACCUCCUCCUUGAAGUACCCAAUCACGUUGCCCCUAGGCCAGUAUUCACACACCAGGUACCACCCCCUGUCCCCGCAGAGCUUCCUCCCGCACCCAACCUGCGUCGAGUUCUUCCACACGAGCUGCGUGAAGUGGCCCGUGUCCUCGGUGAAGUCGCCCUUCUUGAAGUCGUAGUCCUUCCUCUCGUUGCCCCACAGGUCCACGCAGCCCGUCACGUCGGAGCAGCCCAGCGCGAUGUUCUCGCCGUACGGCCCGCCCGAGUGGGCGAACCGGCAGUCGCGGUUCCCGUCGAGGUAGUCCUGGCCGAAGCGCUCGAGCGUGUCGUUCCAGCGGAUCCAGCUCGCGUUGUGCUCGGUGCGGAAGAAGUUGGUGCUGUUGAGCACGGCCGAGGUGAAGGCGUCGUGCGAGACGAACUGCCGCGCCUCGGAGGGGAUGGAGGGCGCGGCGGUCACGGUCUUCACUACGUCGGCCGGGGAGGGGCUCGCAACGGUCUCGGCGAUGCCGAGGAGCGCCGUUAG
Thyridium curvatum is the source of this 564-nucleotide messenger RNA. RefSeq lists its product as uncharacterized. The transcript has a single exon. The record is from RefSeq and is a predicted model, not a curated record. Bases 1 to 564 code for a protein of 187 amino acids. NCBI's taxonomy places the organism in Eukaryota, Fungi, Ascomycota, Sordariomycetes, Thyridiales, Thyridiaceae.